AUGAGGAGGGCAGCUGUGCGCGCAGCUGGAGCAGACGAGCGGGUGACCCUCACCCAUCCUGCCUCGCAGUACCGUUUUGGACCGGAGCUAUUCAUUCACAAAAGUAGCAUCUCACCUAGAGACUGUCAUACUGGGGCUCUGGCUCUGGCCUUUAGAAGCCCCCAAGGAGUCGUGUUCUUCUACCCCAUGACUCAGAGAAGACAGCUAGCUCUCCCCAUCUUCCAGAUCACGUUCCAGCCCAUCAGGGCCUGGGGAGGCACAGAAAGCUCAGCCUUGGUGUGCAAAGCUUUCCGCUGUGCCCACGUGCAUUUCGUCACAGCAGCUGGAGGGGCCGCUGACGGGGGAGGGACGGGCGGACAGCUGGGCACCCAGCCUGCGAGAGUGGUGGCAGGGGAGCAGAAAUUCAAGCAGGAGUGGGCAGGAGGUGCUGCUCCCCGGGAGGCGUGUGCCCUUCAAGUCGCCCAAGGAGGCUCUGAAGUCCCAGGCCUGGGAAGUCGAGACGCGAGGGCUGGAGUUUGGAUCACCACUCCUGAGCAUUCACAGCGUCGUCAGGGCAGAGAAGCAGAGAGGAGAGAGAGGAGACACAUGUGA
Messenger RNA from Rangifer tarandus platyrhynchus (Svalbard reindeer), 591 nucleotides. The record is from the annotation of a GenBank genome assembly. Lineage: Eukaryota; Metazoa; Chordata; Mammalia; Artiodactyla; Cervidae.